AUGGAAUUAAUGAGUGUUAAUAACUAAAAUAAAAUGAAAUUCAAUUUAAUCAGUGAAUUAAAGGCAAUUAAACCUGGUAAUUUGAGAGAUUUCAUCUGCGGUAUUGAGCUAGAGCUCGAAAAUAAUAACAAUAAUGAUGCUAGACUGCCUGUUGAUAUCAUUUGCUUAAUCGAUAACAGUGGGUCAAUGGCUGGUAAAAAGGCUCAGUUAGUUAGAAAAUCUCUUAAAUAUUUACUAAAAAUUCUAGAAAAAGGGGAUCAGAUUAGCCUUGUUUCCUUUUCAUCUACUGCUAAAACUUUGUGCCCACUUACCUAAGUAAAUGACGAAAAUAAAUAGUAAAUAAAAUCAGCGAUAAAAUAAAUUAAUGGCUAAGGAGGUACUUUUGUAAUUCCAGGAUUUAAAGAGGUUACUAAAAUUCUUAAUUCAAGAAAAGAAUAAAGAGAGCAAACAUUUAUCCUUUUGCUAACAGAUGGAGAAUUUGGAGAUAUAGAUUCUGGGAAGGUUAUUUAAAAUAUUAAUAGACUUUUCACUUAAUCAGAAAUACAGAAGACUCCUUAUAUCUAUACCUAUGGAUACGGAGAUGAUGUUAACCCAGAGAUACUCUAAGAAAUAGCUCAAAAAUUCUAAGGAAAGUAUUGCCUAAUUUCAAAUGUGUAGUAAGUUACCGACUGGUUUUUACUUUCUGUUAGCAGUUUUUUAAAAUGCUCUUGUAAAGAAUUGUCUAUCAAAAUCAAAGAAGUUAGAAAAGACUUAGCUUAUAUCAAGCAAACAAUUGGAGGAGAAAUCAUAUGGAGAUAACAAAACUAUUAAACAAGAGAAUUUGAAAUUUACAUUCCCUUACUCAUUCCUGGAGACAAAAAGUGUUUUGUUUUUCAAUGCUCAUUAGACAGCGGUUCUUAAGCAAAUAAUCUUAAUAACAAAAUCAUAGUCCUUGAGGCCUAGAUUAACUAUCAAAGUAUAGAUAAUAAAGGAGAAAAAUAGACUUGUACUUUAAAUAGCAAUCUCGCUAUUUAGCUUUUAUCUGAUGUGGAAUAGUAAAAAUAAGACAUGGAGAUAGAGUAAAGUAACCCUGAAAUAAUAACUUCAUUGCAAGAGCCUUACUAUGAAAAUUUGAUAGUUACAUUCUACAGAGGUCUUGGUGGCAAAGCUAUAAAGGAAUCCUCAGAUAUCAUCUAGUCUGAAUAGAAUUACUCCAAAGCAAAAGAAAAUCUAAAUUCUUUUAAGUAAACCCUAAAUUAAGUAUGUAAGAAUUUCCUUGACAACAAAGGAAUUCAGCAUCUGCUUGAAGACAUCGAAAAAGCUUUAACUGGCUGUGAUCCUAGAAAGUACUAUAGAGGACACUUUUAAAAAAUGAAUGCAGUUCACGAGAGAAGAAGUCGCUCUAAUUCCCAUGAUGAAGAUUGGAAUUAAGAAAACAAAGAAGCUAUACGCAGGUACAGAAAUAGAGAAAUCGCCCUAAGUGAUUCAGAUAGGAGCAUCAGUAGAAGCAAAAGCAGAUCGAACAGUAGAAAUAGAUAUGCUAAAAGAGCUGGCAGUAGCUUAAGCAGAAGUAAAAGUAGAAGCAUCAGCAGGAGUUACAGUGAAAGUCUAAGCAGAAGCUACAGCAAGGACUCAGGUAGUAGCGAAAGUUAAACAAGUGAUAACAAAAAUAAUAACAAUUAACAUUAUUAAAGAAAUAAUAGAUUUAGAAAUAAUAAUAAUAGGUCAAGGUUAAACUAAGUCUCAGCAAAAAGAUCAAGAUCUAAUUCUAGAUCUUAACAAAGAUCUAGUUCAAGAAAUAAUCGCAGCUAUUCGCCAAGAAAAAGAAGUGUCAGCUAUUCUAGACAAAGACGCAAUUAUUCACCAAUAAGAAAUCGUAGUCAAUCCCCAAGAAGGAAUAAUAACUAAAGGUAAUAUUCAAGGAAAUACAAUAGAAAUAACUUUAAAAGUCAGUACAGAAGAAGUGUGAGUAGAUCAAGGUCUGAUUCAAGGUCAAGAAGCUACAGUAGAGAAAAUAACAGAAGACAAAGAAGAAUCGGUUACAGAAGAUACUGA
Tetrahymena thermophila SB210 is the source of this 2034-nucleotide messenger RNA. RefSeq names its product Von willebrand factor type A (vWA) domain was originally protein. The transcript is spliced from 2 exons. The record is from RefSeq and is a predicted model, not a curated record. NCBI's taxonomy places the organism in Eukaryota, Ciliophora, Oligohymenophorea, Hymenostomatida, Tetrahymenidae.